Molecule: messenger RNA, 1257 nt
Organism: Zingiber officinale
Lineage: Eukaryota; Viridiplantae; Streptophyta; Magnoliopsida; Zingiberales; Zingiberaceae
Product: transcription factor bHLH63-like
Exons: 6
Coding region: 213-1076 (287 amino acids)
Biological process (GO): regulation of DNA-templated transcription
Cellular component (GO): nucleus
Molecular function (GO): protein dimerization activity; DNA-binding transcription factor activity
Source: RefSeq, a predicted model, not a curated record
GGAGCAGAGGGCUCGCUCGCAUUCUUAUCCUCGAUCGCUCACUGGCAACAACUGGAAUCACCGGAUCGAGCUUUGAUCUUUCACCUUUGUUCAAUCCUCCCCAUUUGAUCCACAGCUGCCCUUCUCCAUCAGCUAUAUACGCACGCACAAGGCUGGGACAGACAGAGUCGUUUCGGAGAAUUGCGAUUCCUUCCUGCUGGCUUAUCGUCGCCAUGCAGUGCCUACAGACUCCAGUUUCUCAUCGAUUCUCCUCCAAAUGGCAGCAACAGGAGCAGCCCAGUCACCAUUCUUAUAGUGCUGAUGAUCUCUGCGUUCAAGGUCUCAAUUCCUUCGAUUGCUUCAGCAAUGGCUUGUCCGAUCUUCCUGAUCAUCAGUAUCCCAACUUUGAGGAAAUUACAAGCGUGGCAGUGAGCGAUAGCACCUUAAGAAAGAGGAAGGCAGAGACUUCUCCCAAGUCAAAGCAAGACUGCAAGAUCAGAGUGAAACAAGAAACGGGAGGAGCGAAAACAGAGUUCAAGCAGCAGAACAGUAGCAAGGAGGCAUCAGGAGACAGCUCAAAGACUGAUUACAUUCACGUUCGAGCUCGCCGCGGCCAAGCCACUGACAGCCAUAGCUUAGCUGAAAGAGUGAGGAGGGAAAGGAUCAGUCAAAGGAUGAAGUGCCUCCAGGAGCUGGUGCCGGGAUGCAGUAAGAUCACCGGAAAAGCAGGCAUGCUAGAUGAGAUCAUCAACUAUGUUCAGUCUCUCCAGAAACAAGUCGAGCUUGUCGAGCAGUUCCUGUCGAUGAAAUUUGCUGCCGUGAAUCCAAUGGCGGACAUCGACUUCUUGGUGGCAAGAGAGGCGAUGAGUACUCAACUGGUGCAGAUAAAUCCACCUGAGCUAAUGGACCAGCCAUUCCUUCACUUCAACUCCUUGCAGCUCGAUCCCUGCUUAGGGCUGGACAUGUACAUGGAUUCUUCGGAUCUUGUGGCUGAUGGAUCCCCCUUUGGCUCAUCUCUGAAUAGCUUGCAUAGGGUAGAAUUCCUUCAAUCAUUGCAAGGGAAUCUCUUGCCUAACAAUCUCAAGAUGGAGAUAUAAUUUGUCGAUCUGAACUAGUGGAGAAGAGAUGGAGAUGUAUUUCAUUUGCUCAUGUGUAACAUAUCGAUAUAUAAUGCCAUGCAUCUUGUUGCCUUCAAAUAGAAUUAGUUCUUUCAUUCGAUUGUUGUUUUGUUUUUUUUCAUAUUCUCCUUUAAUAAAACCUCUCUCUUUAUUUUCUCAA